Eruca vesicaria subsp. sativa (arugula) is the source of this 1736-nucleotide messenger RNA. The record is from the annotation of a GenBank genome assembly. NCBI's taxonomy places the organism in Eukaryota, Viridiplantae, Streptophyta, Magnoliopsida, Brassicales, Brassicaceae.
GCCAUUAUGAAUCAACGACCCACAGGAGCAAGAACGAAAUCGUCAGAUCGUGAAUAAAGACAUUUUAUCGAAACCACUCGAGCUACGUUAGCUCAUCUAAGCAUAAAUUCAUCAGAUCUCGUGGAUUAACUUCUUCUGUUUGAUCGGAUCUGAUAUCGCAAUCCUUGAGAAAACAUGGCAGGGGCGGCCUCCGCGCUGUUUCUGCUCGAUAUCAAAGGCCGUGUCCUCGUAUGGCGCGAUUACCGUGGCGAUGUCACCUCUGCUCAAGCCGAACGUUUCUUCACCAAACUCAUCGAAAAAGAGGGUGAUUCACAGUCUAAUGAUCCGGUUGCUUACGAUAAUGGUGUGACCUACAUGUUUGUACAGCAUAGUAACAUUUACCUCAUGAUUGCUUCUAGGCAGAACUGUAACGCCGCUAGUCUUAUCUCCUUCUUGCAUCGCGUUGUCGAUGUCUUCAAGCAUUACUUUGAGGAGUUGGAGGAAGAAUCAUUGAGGGAUAACUUUGUGGUUGUGUAUGAGUUACUUGAUGAGAUGAUGGACUUUGGUUACCCUCAGUAUACUGAAGCAAGGAUCCUUAGUGAGUUCAUCAAGACUGAUGCUUAUAGGAUGGAAGUUACUCAAAGACCUCCGAUGGCUGUCACUAAUGCUGUUUCUUGGAGGAGUGAAGGGUUACAGUUUAAGAAAAACGAAGUUUUCUUAGACGUGAUAGAGAGUGUAAAUAUCCUUGUGAACAGUAAUGGGCAAAUUGUGAGGUCUGAUGUCGUUGGAGCAUUGAAGAUGCGAACAUACUUGAGUGGAAUGCCAGAGUGUAAGCUAGGUCUGAAUGAUAGAGUACUGUUGGAAGCACAGGGACGAGCGACAAAAGGAAAAGCAAUUGAUUUGGAGGACAUCAAAUUUCAUCAGUGUGUUCGAUUGGCACGUUUUGAGAAUGACAGGACGAUAUCUUUCAUACCACCUGAUGGGGCUUUUGAUUUAAUGACAUAUAGACUCAGUACCCAGGUUAAGCCUCUUAUAUGGGUUGAAGCUCAGAUAGAGAGGCAUUCCAGAAGUCGUGUUGAGAUGCUAGUAAAAGCUAGAAGCCAGUUCAAGGAGAGGAGCACUGCAACGAAUGUUGAGAUCGAGUUACCUGUACCAACUGAUGCAUCCAACCCCACCGUAAGAACAUCUCUAGGGUCUGCCGCAUAUGCUCCCGAAAAAGAUGCAUUGGUUUGGAAAAUUAAAUCUUUUCCUGGGAACAAGGAGUAUAUGUUGAGAGCAGAGUUUCAUCUUCCAAGUAUAACCGCAGAGGAAGCCACACCUGAGAGAAAAGCUCCUAUCCGUGUCAAAUUUGAGAUCCCAUAUUUCACUGUUUCAGGAAUACAGGUUCGUUACCUGAAGAUCAUUGAGAAGAGUGGGUACCAAGCUCUUCCGUGGGUGAGAUAUAUAACUAUGGCUGGUGAGUACGAACUCAGACUCGUGUAAUAUGAGAUCUGUGUUGUUUUUGUUUUUUUUAUUUACGCCAUUGUCAGCAAAACUAAACAGAGGAAGAUGAAAAGAAAAAAGAAAAAAGAGAUUUGAAAAUUUGUAGUUGAUGAAAUUUACAGUGAAGGUUGUUCUAGAAGCCCAUAAUUCUUGUGAAUUGUUUCAUGGUCUUUUCUCUUUAUUUUUCAUGUAAUCUUUUUAUGACACUUUUAUUUUGGUUAAAAUUGUUAAACAGACAAUUUUGAUUUGUUCUUUUAGUGGCCAACCGAGUUCUU